Messenger RNA from Knipowitschia caucasica, 4728 nucleotides. The record is from the annotation of a GenBank genome assembly. NCBI's taxonomy places the organism in Eukaryota, Metazoa, Chordata, Actinopteri, Gobiiformes, Gobiidae.
AUGGAAAAGAGAGAGCUGCCCAAGAGGCUGUGGGACACUUUUCAGGAGUUGCCCGUCAUUGAGGACGAGCAGACCCCUUGGAAGCUCAUCAAACUGGUCAGGUUCAUCGUGCUGUGUGUGGUGGCGCUGCUGGUGUUCGGCUUGUCUCUGUGCAGUAAGACGGCCUUCAUGCUGCUGAUCACCAUGUCGAGUGAGGGUACGAAGGUGAUCCCUGAGGAGCAGAAACCAGUGUCUCUGCUGUGCAUCGGCUGUGUCCUGGUCUCCUCCAGUCUCCUCCUGUUCCUUAAGAGCAUCUGGAAGGCCUGCUACAAAACCUCCAAGUUCCCACGCAUCAGCACAGCGGCUCUGGUGUUCUCCUUUGAGUUGGUGGCCUCUGCAGGAGCAGCCAUCCUCACCAUUGUGGCCAUGCCACAUCUCGACAUUGUGACCAAUGUGAGCAUAGUGAACGGAGCGGCCUUUCUGUCUGCGCUCCUGCAGAUCGUGGCUCAGUGCACGGCUAAAGAGAGAAACCGCUUCCUGGUGCCGUCCAUCACUGCUCUGAUCCUGGUGCUGCUGGGCUAUGGUCUCUUCUUAGCUCUGUAUGUGAUGAAGGACACCAGUGACUUAAAGAUGGCCAUGUGGGUGGGGCUUGCAGUAGGCACCUCUCUGCUGAUGUCUUUGAACUGGUGGGAAAACUACUUUGGACUGAUCAGUGAACACAGCAGCUCCAUAGUGGUCAAAGGACUGUAUCACGACAUGAGGAAAUGCAGGAACACUCUGAACAUGUUCUCCAGCCUGCUCCGCAUGGCUGUGACCUUUUCAGUGCUGGGAGCCUACGUCCCUCUGUCCCAGAUGGACUGGGACGUGGUUAGGUCCAUCCCAGGGCCACAGACCCGGGUCACAGCCAUCACAGUGGGGGUACAGCUGGUGUCCUCUGCCCUGUGCCACUGGUUCUCUCUGGCAGCCUGUAAAAUGCACGCCAUGCGGCGCUGCUUCAUCUUGCCCCUGUACCUGUCCUCUCUGUCCGUCAUGGCUCUGCUGGUGGUCCCUGUGAUUGUUUACUAUCAGGACUACAGGCUCGGCCUUAACGGCACCAGCACUAACUUCACUCACUACUGCAGCGCGGCGGUGGAGGCUCGGAAUGCCAGCCUGAACCCUAGUGUGUUCCCUGAGCUGGUCUAUGACGUCAGCCACACACUUUGCUUCCUGGACAUGUCAAAGAUGAGCGACAUCGGCCUCCUGACCGGCUCUGCGGUGUCGUGGUGGCUCGGCCUCAUGCUGUGUACCAUCCACUUGUGGCACCUCAGUCUGGUUCGCAUCCAGAGGACCCAGGACCUGUUUGUGCGUGGCCUGUAUGAAGGAGGCUUCAUCGAGCAGUCGCUGCUGCUCAACAUGCGCUUCGAAGUCAAGAACAACCGCAAGAUUAAAAAAUUCACUCACCUGGAGCCAGUAAAGCUUUUUCUCUGUGCAACAAUGUGGCACGAGACGUACGACGAGAUGAUGAAGAUUAUCAUCUCAGUGUUCCGACUGGAUAAGUACCGACCCAAAACAGACGAGAAGACAGAUCUGAGUUUUGAGGCUCACGUCUAUUUUGACGAUGCUUUUGUGGAUGUUCCUGGAAGUCAGGGUCGCCAUGUCAACGAAUACGCUGUGUCUCUUGUUCAUAUACUCCAAGAAGUCUAUGUCAUCUUCAUGAAUCUGGACAAAGACCUCUUUAACAGAGAGCAGCAGGUCCCUGAUCAGACCGUGGUUCGGACGCCGUACGGAGGCCGUCUGGUGGUGACAAUGCCUCAUGGAAACAACAUUAUCAUUCACUUCAAAGACAAAAAACUCAUUCGACACAAAAAGCGCUGGUCCCAGGUGAUGUACAUGUACUACCUCCUUGGCUGGAAAUUUGCAACUAAAUAUUAUACAAAAUUGAUGAAAGGGGUGUAUAAAGAGGAGCUGAUUCGGGAGUUUGAGAAAGAGAAGGACAACACAUACAUCCUGGCACUAGAUGGAGACACAGACUUCCACCCGGCGGCCGUGAUGCUUCUGGUUGAUCGCCUCAAACUUUACUCAAACGUGGGAGCGGUGUGCGGCCGGAUCCACCCCACAGGAUCAGGCCCCAUGGUGUGGUACCAGAAGUUCGAGUAUGCGGUGGGCCACUGGCUGCAGAAGACAGCGGAGCAUGUGUUUGGCUCAGUCCUGUGCAGUCCUGGAUGCUUCAGUCUGUUCAGAGCGAAGGCCGUGAUGGACAACAACGUGAUGAAGAGGUACACCAUCAAAGCCACCAAGGCCAGCCAACACCUGCAGUACGAUCAAGGGGAGGACCGCUGGUUGUGCACUCUGAUGAUGAAGCAGGGCUGGAGGGUGGAGUACAACGCCGCUGCAGAUGCUUACACCAAUGCUCCAGAGGAGUUCAAGGAGUUUUAUAACCAGCGGCGGCGUUGGGGCCCGUCCACGUUUGUGAACAGCGUGGACCUUUUGGGAAACGCCACAUUAAUGAUCAACAGGAACCGCUCCAUGUCCCGACCCUACAUCUUCUACCAAUUCAUCAGCCUCGUCACCUCCAUCCUGUCCCCCUCCUCUGUCAUACUCAUGAUCACAGGUUGUCUGAACCUGCUCCUGAACAUCCCUCAGAAUGAGGCCCUGGUCCUGUCCAUCAUUCCUCCUGCUCUGUUCCUCGCCGUCAGCUUCAAAGUGGAGUCUAACAAACAGAUCACCAUCGCCGCGGUGAUGUCCUGCGUCUACGCCUUCAUCAUGAUGAUCACCUUCCUCACCGUCAUCGCGAACAUGAUCGAGGACCAGAGCAUCAUGACUCCCAGCAGCCUCUUCAUCGUGGCGUUGAUGUGUUUCUACGUGGUCACGGCACUGCUUCACCCUCAGGAGGCAGGGCUGGUGUUCUACGGUCUGCUCUACUUGCUCUGCAUCCCCAGUGCAUAUCUGCUGCUCAGCAUCUACUCUAUGGUUAACAUGAACAACGUAUCCUGGGGCACCAGAGAGACGGCCCCGGCCCCUGGGGCUAUGGCUGCAGCCCCCAUCCCAGAGCGAGGGCCCCUGAAGAGAGCUCUGUCUUCUCUCUCUCUGUGGAUGAAGAAGUGGUUCUGUAGAGGGACCUGCUGUCAGAGGUGUCGCAGAGACAGUGAUCCAGAGACUGAGAGGCCCCUGGAGAACUCCAUGGGGCCGUCAGAAGAGGCCCCUGAGGAGCUGCAGCCCCAGAACACCAUCGUGGACGACGGGGGCCCGACACAAGCCGAGCCACAACUGUACCCAGAGCCUGUCCCCUACUGUCCUAUCCAGUCUUGGGUUUCUCAGGUGCAGGGUCUAUCCGACGAUAUGCGUCUGAAGGAGGAGCCUCUUGAAUCGGAAGAGCAGCAGUUUUUCCAAGAGUUGAUCGUUCGUUAUUUGGAGCCGCUGCAUCAGGACAAAAAAAAACAAGAAGAAAUGCUGGACGAUCUGCGGAGUCUACGAAAUAAGGCAAACUUUGUGUACUUCAUCAUAAACGCCAUGUGGCUGGUGAUAACGUUCUCACUGCAGUUCAGGACGGACAUCGUGGGGAUCCAGAUCCCCAAAGUGGACAUGAACCUGCAGCCCACAGGGGACCACAUGCUGAUCGAGCCCAUCGGGGUCAUGUUCAUCCUGGCCUUCGCUCUGCUCGUCCUCAUCCAGUUCAUCGGCAUGCUCUGGCACCGGACGUACACAUUGAUUCAUUACAUCGCCUUCUUGGACACAGAGACAGUGAAGUUUGAGGAACCAAAGGCGAAAGUGUCUAAAAAGGUCGAAGAAGAAGUAGAAGAAGAAGAAGAAAGUGACAGUGACAGUGACAGUGACAGUGACGAGCUGCUUUACCCAGAGCUGAGCCUCAGAAGUGUCACAGGAACAUGGCCGACAGUGACGAACGUGUGGCUGGUGAACCUGGCGGCUGCUGACCUGAUCUUCUGCUUCACUCGCAUCUCGUCUCUCAUCAUGAAGCUGUUCUUUGACCACUGGCCGUUUGGCGUUUUCAUCUGCAAGCUCAACGGCUUCUUGAAGUACAUCAACAUGUUCUGCUCCGUUUUCCUGCUCGCUGUGAUCAGCCUGGACCGCGCCCUGUGCGUGUGGAGACCCAUCUUCACCAAAAAGAAACGCAGUCUAUUUGUGGCCCGCGUCGUUGCCAUGUGUGUGUGGACGCUUGCUCUGGUCUUCAGCGUACCUUACUUUGCGUAUCGCAGAGUUUACCUGGGGAAAAACAACUUAAGCAAGUGCUCUUUUGACGUAAAGGAGGCAAAAGACAACGGUGUCAAAAUCGCCCUGUAUUCUGUCCGCUUUCUCUGCGGGUUCCUUUUGCCGUUUCUGGUCAUUCUGAGUUGCUACAUUGCCGCCGGGUUGGGGAUCAAACGCACACGCUUAUCAGGAAAGGCCCGCCCCCUACGGAUACUCGUCACUCUGGUCGUAGCCUUCUUCCUCUGCUGGGCUCCGUACCACUGCCUCCAGCUGGUCAAAAUGGUGAACAGCAAGAGCCUGGUGGUGAAGAUCUGGCAUCCGUUGGCGAGUGGCGUGGCGUACUUUAACAGCUGUGUGAACCCGAUCCUGUACUACUGCAUGGGGGUGAGGGUGAGAGGGAGGUUUGGGAAGAGUUUGGCCAAGGCCUACGAGAGGGCCCUGGCCGAGGACGCCGAGGGGCCCACAUCGAGGUCUGUGGAGAGGACGGUAGAAGAAAACGCGAGUGACAAAUACAGCGAAGACGACAGAAGGUUGCAGCCCUCAGAGGAGGUGGAUCACAUGUAG